UUGCAUGCCAAGGCCUACUUAAUGACUUUGAAUUUUCAUAGAAAACUUUAUGGACUGCUUAGCAAGUUUGGAUAUUCAGCUUCCCUUCCAGACAUUUUUGCUAAUCUUGGGUUUUGGUAGAAAAAAGAUAAAAAGAACUCUCCCAUCCAUGCUGCCUGAAGAUUGCCAAAAUGCUUUGGAAUUUUUAACUGACUUUAAGAAAAGUCCAAAAUAGAUUUGAGACUGUAAAAACAGAAGCUGCAGCAAAGGGGAUUCAGUGCCAAUGCAUCAACAAAAAAGACAGUUAGAGUUAGUGGAAGGAAAUCUUCCUGUUUUUGUGUUUCCCACGGAGCUAAUAUUUUAUGCAGAUGACCAGUCAACACAUAAGCAAGUGUUGACUUUAUAUAAUCCCUAUGAGUUUGCCUUAAAGUUUAAAGUUUUGUGUACUACUCCAAAUAAGUAUGUUGUCGUUGAUGCUGCAGGUGCAGUAAAGCCUCAGUGUUGUGUGGAUAUUGUGAUUCGUCAUAGAGAUGUUCGAUCCUGUCACUAUGGUGUUAUAGACAAAUUCCGUCUCCAAGUUUCUGAGCAAAGCCAGAGAAAGGCUCUAGGAAGGAAAGAGGUUGUGGCUACUCUUCUCCCUUCUGCAAAAGAACAACAAAAGGAAGAAGAGGAAAAAGGAAUAAAGGAACCAUUAAGCAAAAGCUUAUUUUUUGAGCAGUCUUUUCAACCAGAAAACAGAACUGUCUCCUCAGGACCUAGUUUACUAACUGUCUUCCUGGGAGUGGUGUGCAUUGUAGCUCUGAUGCUUCCUACAUUGGGGGAUGUAGAAUCGCUGGUGCCUCUCUACCUCCACUUAAGUGUGAAUCAAAAAUUAGUGGCUGCUUACAUCUUAGGUCUUAUCACAAUGGCUAUACUUAGAACAUGAGCAAGGAAUCCAAUUGACUUCUAAAGUAAAUCUAUCUUGAAAAUAUGAAUGUGGACUGCCUUUUAUCUCUAUUUCACUCCAUUAAUAUGCUAUAAAUUAUUGAAUGAUUUACAGUGAUUAUAAAUAUAUAAUAUAUUUUUAAAAUUACUUUAUAACUUUAUUCAAAGGACUCCAGCACAUUAUGUUACCAAAAAUAAAAAUAAAAAUAAAAAAUAACAGGAUGCUUCUAAGUGACACCUAGAAAAUUCUUUGAAGAAAUUCUUUUUAUAUCUAAACCUAUUGUGCAAAAGACUUUAAUUGAAACAUUUGUUACUUUCUCAUUUUUUUCUAAUUCAUUUUAAAUUUAUUUAAAUUGUUAGGUCCAUGUGUCCUUCACAGUUAAAGGCCUAAAACAGCAAACUGACAACUGACUAGCCUAAAAAUAAAAUUACAUUUAUUUCUUAGCUACGAACAUCAACGUUACUAUGUAAACUAUACCUUGGCUUCUAUCAAUAUAAACAGUUGUCAUGGUGUUUCUAAAAUAAGAGGUUUACAGUUAAUGUGUGGAGGGUUUUUUUAAAAGCACAAAGUACUGAGGAAUCAUGCUUAUUCUAGAACUUACAGAAGACAGGGAAUAUUUAAUUCAUCUUCUGAAUUACAGAAUAGAUUGU
Molossus molossus (Pallas's mastiff bat) is the source of this 1554-nucleotide messenger RNA. RefSeq names its product motile sperm domain containing 1 (gene MOSPD1). Bases 263 to 904 code for a protein of 213 amino acids. The transcript is spliced from 6 exons. Gene Ontology annotation, cellular component: cytoplasm. The record is from RefSeq and is a predicted model, not a curated record. NCBI's taxonomy places the organism in Eukaryota, Metazoa, Chordata, Mammalia, Chiroptera, Molossidae.